AUGGCUACUGCACAGAGCAAUGCGGAAGUCAUAUCUUCUAUGGAACGUCAGUAUGCGGAACAAAAGGCGAAGUUCGAAAAGUGGAAAAUUGAUAACAGUCGGCAGAUUGGUACCGAAUCUUAUAAUAAGUAUGUGCAGCAAUUCCUUCAAUGGGAAAAGGAGGUUUUCGAAAAAAAAGCCAAAGUUGUCGCGCUUGCUCAGUCUGAAGCAGCAAUCGCAGGGCCGGCAAAUGUAGAUUCCAUUCUCGGCCAAUUGUUAGAUGACGUACUUCCUAUGGAAUUUUUGAUGGCUCUUGUGACAGUCCAUAUGAAAGAUAAUACGUUCCUGCCUUGUGUGAUAGAGAAUUUCAGAAAAGCUCAAACUGGAGAGUUGGAUCAAUCUAAACUUCUUGUUUCUGCCUCGCAGUACCAUCCUUCCGUAGCUCCAGCUCCACAGUACUACCAUCAUGUUGGCACAGCAUCGCACACAGGUAUGACGUUACACGCUGCUCCUAGUACCGCAGUCACAUGGGCGACGACUGUAGCGCCAACGGGCCCUAAGUACAGG
Messenger RNA from Ostertagia ostertagi, 546 nucleotides. The record is from the annotation of a GenBank genome assembly. Lineage: Eukaryota; Metazoa; Nematoda; Chromadorea; Rhabditida; Trichostrongylidae.